AUGAACAUGAACGAGCCUUUGUCCAAAGAUGGCCAAGGCGAAGAAGAACAAAACAACCACACUUUCGACGGUAAGCCAGGCUCCUACGACUCUAACUCUAACGCUGCUCAACGCAAAAAAUCGUUCAGCACCACUAAACCAACAGAAUACAACUUGCCCAAGAAACAACCGGAAUCAACUGCCAACAACCUAGAAACUAAGGCAAAAAAUAUUCUUUUGCCUUGGAGAAAGAAGCAUAACAAGGACUCGGAAAGCUCGAGCGCCAACACCGGUACUAAUGAUCAUUCCGACGCUAAUAUGGGCCACAACUCAAACGUUGGCUCUGGUCUAGAUCCAACCAUCGCCCCCAGCACUCAGCCUCAAACCAUGUCUAUUUCAAGCCCUAACAUCAAAACAACUCCUCCUACUACUUACGGAAGCACUAAUGCAAGCUCCAGCCCUAACGUAAAGACCACACCUACCCACGAACACGCACACUCACAUUCAAAGACUGCAACCUCUCCAACUGUCACUCGGGCGCACGCCAACGUCAACACUGGACCUACAGCUACUGCUGCCACCCACGAGCACUCCCACACCAAGACCACACCMCCCAUUCACGGGCACGCCAACGUCAAAACCGGACCUACAGCCACUACCGCCACUACCGCCACUCACGCCACACAUGAGCACUCCCACGCAAAGACUUCCCCACCCACUCAUGUACAUGCUCACGACAGUACUACCCCUAACCCUGCUACCACUACCACACACGGGUACGCUCAUGUCAAGACUACGUAUCCUGCCACCACUGGCCCUAAUGCUUCUGCUGCUGCUACUACGCACGGGCACGCCUACGUCAAGACUACAUAUCCUGUCGCCCAAGGUCAUACCAAUCCUACAGUCAGUCCCUCCACCAACCAAAACCACUCUAAUGUCAAAGCUAGUCCUUCCGCCAAUAUGAAACAUUCUAAUGUCAAUCCUAUCAUUAAGCCAGAUUCAAACGUUACCAGUAAUGUUGACUCGGGCUUGAACCGUGACACUAUUCCUGGCGGUUUUCCAAGCACAUCUUCGAACACAAAUGCCAAAGCUAGCUCUGGUGUAAAAUCCGUUAACCCUAAUGACCCAAGCAUCUAUACAGGUACAACCUCAUCCACGGAUGCUAAUGACUCUAAGAAGUCUGAUAGUACUACUACUGGAACUCCACACGAUACCAUAAAAGAAAUUGCAGAAAAGGUCAAAAUGAACGAGAGCGAACAAACUGGUUUGAAGAAUGACCAAAUUUCGGGUUCUGACCCAAUUCCAAGGCACACCAUGGACCCCAAGAAUAACAAGAAGGGAAUUACUGGUAUGGCAAUGGGAAGUGGUCCAUCCAGCCAACAGCCUUCAUACAAUGAUAAUAUGAUGAACGUUCAAUACCCUGAAAAGACCAAAGUCGAAAAGCAAAAUAUCUCUGAAAACGCUGCCGAAAAGUUCAAGAAUGAAAGAGACGAUAUUUUGAAUAAAGGUGAUGAUCACGAACCGCAUAUUAUCAAGUCCAAAUCGGACUCUAACUGGGGUCCCAUUGACUACAAAACUGAUAAUGGUAAGAACAAGAAUCUACAGGACGUUGUUGUACCCUCUGGCAUGAAAGACAACUCUCGUGGUGAUACGUCUGAAAAACCAAAUACCAAGUGGGGGGGAUCUAUGGAGCCUACUAGGAGCGACAACCUGCAUGAUGUUGUUGGUUCUCAAAACGUCGGCGGAAACAUCCCUAAAAGCACCACUCAGAACGUCGUGUUGCCACCAGCCAUGAAGGAUGAAGAUUUGAACAAGGGUAAAUUUAACUCAAGAAAACCCGAUGAAUACGGAUUGGAUUAUUUGGACGAUGUUGAAGAUGACGACGAUCAUGGUAUUAACGAUUACACAAAUGUAAAGGACGAAGACCACUAUAACAUGUCUGCGCAACGCGAAGAAAAGCCGGAUUAUAGUCGUUACGAAGCUGCAAGGAAAAUCCCGGGUGCCUUCAAAGUUGAUGCAUUAUCUAGCUCAAUUCAAAGACAAGAUGAUGAUGCGUUAUCCCCAAAGCAGAAAACUUACUACUCUAGCAAUGUAACAAAGGUAGACUCAAGUCAAGGAAAGUACGAAUUCUCCAACAUGUCUGGCAAUAGCAAGCCUACUGACUUAAGUAAAAACACUUCAGGUCCAACACCAACCCGUGUCAACCUCGUUGAUCAAAUUAAACCAAGAGGAGCUGAAAACAUGUCAUCUAACGGCAAGGGUUCUGACACUACUGCAUCAGGCAAGACCGAAAAUACCGGUAUCGGUUCUGGUGUUGCCGCAUUUGAUAACAGUAGAACUGCAGACACUACAUAUGCUAAAUCAGGAGACGCUGUUACUGCUGCUUACGACAACAUUAGAAACACUGGUAGCAGACGUGUAGAAUCAGAAAACGCUGAUACUACAGCAUUUGUUAAUACCGGGAAAGCAGACAUUUCACAUGCCAAAUCAAGAGAUGCUGAUACUGCUUAUGCUCAGGAAAAACCAUUGCAACAGCAGACUGCUUAUGGGUCCGGUAGUGACGCCACAAGCCACGAAUCUUCUAGUGAUGAUGAUAUUGACGUGAACAAGAAUCGGAAGGUCUUGAACAAUGAUGCAUCUGACUACAAGCGUGAAGUAGAUUUGAAAAAUCAGCGCAGAACCAACAUUGGUGGCACUGAGGCCGCAAGUGCGUACGCUGCUGAAGUUGGUAAUUUCCCAAGUUUGAUCGAUCCUCAAGUUCCAACUUAUGGAUUCAAAGAUGAUAAUACUCCGGAUCCACAAAAAAAGGCAUCAUUAUCCUCCCCGACCGAAUCUACCGGCCCAGAAGCUGCCAACUACUCGAUUCACAAUGAAGCCACUUCUCAAGGAAGAAAAGUUUCUGUGGGCUCGGUAGGCUCUGGUAAAUCAAAGCAGCAUCAUCAUCACAGUAUGAAGAACUCUUCCAAAUCACCUGAUUACGAUUAUACUUCAACCAACUCCUCAGAACAAGCUCCAAGACACCAUACUCAUGGCACUGAUGAAGGUGAAGAACAAGAAUAUGAAGGCGAAGAACAAGAAGGUGAGGAACGCACUGGCAAGCAAAAUUUCAUGGGCAGAGUGAGAAAGAGUAUUUCUGGUGGUACUUUUGGAUUCAGAAGUGAAAUUUAA
Saccharomyces eubayanus is the source of this 3147-nucleotide messenger RNA. RefSeq names its product Hbt1p (gene HBT1). Lineage: Eukaryota; Fungi; Ascomycota; Saccharomycetes; Saccharomycetales; Saccharomycetaceae. The coding region runs from base 1 to 3147 and encodes 1048 amino acids. The record is from RefSeq and is a predicted model, not a curated record. The transcript has a single exon.